Oxyura jamaicensis (ruddy duck) is the source of this 2954-nucleotide messenger RNA. It is a transcript of the gene LRFN5, whose product is annotated as leucine rich repeat and fibronectin type III domain containing 5. The transcript is spliced from 2 exons. The coding region runs from base 53 to 2383 and encodes 776 amino acids. Gene Ontology annotation, molecular function: protein binding. The record is from RefSeq and is a predicted model, not a curated record. Lineage: Eukaryota; Metazoa; Chordata; Aves; Anseriformes; Anatidae.
GAGCAUUAACAGCCAUUUCUUCUUCUUUACAGGCUUGUGAUCCUAAUCUACAAUGGAAAAACUGCUUUUGUUUCUGCUGUUCAUUGGCAUAGCAGUGAGAGCUCAGAUCUGCCCAAAGCGCUGUGUCUGUCAGAUUUUGUCUCCGAACCUUGCGACCCUUUGUGCCAAGAAAGGGCUCUUAUUUGUUCCACCAAACAUUGACAGGAGGACCGUGGAAUUAAGGCUGGCAGACAACUUUGUUACAAAUAUUAAAAGGAAAGACUUUGCCAAUAUGACCAGCCUUGUGGACCUGACGUUGUCCAGGAAUACAAUAAGUUUUAUCACACCUCAUGCAUUUGCUGACUUGCGCAAUUUGCGGGCUUUGCAUCUGAACAGCAACCGAUUGACUAAGAUCACCAAUGACAUGUUCAGUGGACUCUCCAAUCUUCAUCACUUGAUACUUAACAACAACCAGCUGACUCUAAUUUCUUCCACAGCUUUUGAUGAUGUUUUAGCUCUUGAGGAAUUGGAUUUGUCUUACAACAAUCUGGAAACCAUCCCCUGGGAUGCCGUGGAGAAGAUGGUUAGUUUGCACACUCUCAGUCUAGACCACAAUAUGAUUGACCAUAUUCCUAAAGGGACCUUCUCCCACCUCCACAAGAUGACCAGGUUAGAUGUCACAUCUAACAAACUGCAGAAGCUACCGCCUGAUCCUCUCUUCCAGAGAGCUCAGGUACUGGCAACCUCAGGAAUUAUCAGCCCCUCUACUUUUGCGUUAAGCUUUGGUGGAAACCCUUUGCAUUGCAACUGUGAGCUUUUGUGGCUGAGGCGUCUUUCCAGGGAAGACGACCUGGAGACAUGUGCUUCUCCCCAGCUCUUGUCUGGCCGGUACUUCUGGUCAAUCCCUGAGGAGGAGUUCCUGUGCGAGCCUCCCCUCAUUACCAGGCACACCCAUGAGCUGAGGGUGCUGGAGGGCCAAAGGGCAGCUCUGAGGUGCAAGGCCCGGGGGGAUCCAGAACCAGCAAUUCAUUGGAUUUCACCUGAGGGCAAACUUAUUUCUAAUGCAACGAGGUCUGUGGUGUACGACAACGGGACGCUCGACAUCCUUAUAACGACGGUGAAGGACACGGGCUCUUUCACCUGCAUUGCUUCCAACCCAGCUGGGGAAGCCACACAGACGGUAGACCUGCACAUAAUUAAACUCCCUCACUUGCUGAACAGUACUAACCACAUCCACGAGCCUGACCCUGGCUCCUCGGAUAUCUCUACAUCCACCAAGUCAGGCUCUAAUGCGAGCAGCAGCAAUGGGGAUACUAAAGUCAGUCAAGACAAGAAGGUGGUUGUCGCUGAAGCAACAUCGUCUACUGCUCUGCUGAAAUUCAAUUUUCAAAGAAACAUACCUGGAAUACGCAUGUUCCAGAUCCAGUACAACGGUACUUACGAUGACUCCCUUGUUUACAGAAUGAUACCUCCCACGAGCAAAACCUUUCUGGUCAACAACCUGGCUGCUGGGACUGUGUACGACCUGUGCGUCUUGGCCAUCUACGAUGACGGGAUCACCUCGCUGACUGCCACCCGCGUCGUGGGGUGCACGCAGUUCACCACCGAGCAGGAUUAUGUGCGCUGCCAUUUCAUGCAGUCCCAGUUCCUGGGUGGGACCAUGAUUAUCAUCAUUGGUGGGAUCAUCGUGGCCUCCGUGCUCGUGUUCAUCAUCAUCCUCAUGAUCCGCUACAAGGUGUGCAACAACAACGGGCAGCAGAAGGCCACCAAGGUCAGCAACGUGUACUCGCAGACGAACGGGGCUCAGAUGCAGGGCUGCGGUGGGGUGCUGUCCCAGUCCGUGUCCAAGCAGGCUGUCGGGCACGAGGAGGGCAUCCAGUGCUGCAAGGCUGCCAGCGACGGCGCCGCCCCCUCGCCGGAGAACGUCUCCGGCCAGGACGCCACCACCACUACCUCCGCUUUGCCUCACGCGUGGACUUCCAGCGCUUCUGCCCCCCAGAAGCAGAAGCGGAAGCCGGGGCCAAAGCCAGGCAGCGAGCCGCAGAGUGAAGCUGUCACGAAUAUCGAGUCCCAAAACACUAACAGAAAUAACUCCACUGCUCUGCAGCUAGCUAGCCGUCCCCCCGACUCUGACAAAGGGGCCCCCACGUACAAAAGAGCACAAUCCAAGCCAAGUAAGUUUCUCACUUUGCCGGCCGCCACGUCCAGAGCCAAGCGCAGGCUGUCGCUGGGCGGGGAGCUGCUGCAGUGCCGCUGCCACCUGGACGCCCCGGGCGCGGGCGGACUGUGCUCCAGGCGCAGCCUCUCUAUGAACGGGAUGCUGACCCAGGCAGACCGCUCUGACGGGGAGAGUGGAAAAGCAACUUUCUCGAGUUCUGAGUGGAUAUUGGAAAGCACUGUGUGACCUGCCUUUUGUUUUAGUUUUUUUUUAAGUUUAAUUUUUAUUUCGGUGAAAAACAAAACACCAAACGUUGUGUGAAACUCCAUCUCCUAGGGAAUUGGAUUUGGAAGUCCACUGUUGUCUCGCUGAUUAACGGCUUGUUCAUGCGGGGUUCUCUAUAAGCCACCCAGUGCACACAGGGUUUUAUUUAGUUUCCAUUUUGUUUUAUUUAAUAUCAAAACUGAAGGCCACAUUGCGAGAUUAAAAAAAAAUAAAAAAAAAUAAGGGGUGAAAAAAGCAUGAUACAGCACCAGUGCCUUCCCUACUCUAGGACUGGCUUCCUGGUUCUGCAGUAGCAGAAAACAAAAGAGAGAGUUUUCACAGAAAAAGCCUUUUAUAAAGGAAAUGAAAUUUCCUCCAAGCUAACAAAUAACCACUUCUGGAUCAAUCAGUAAAAUAUUUUUUAAAAUGGUCAGACUGUAUAUUUCUUUUCCGUGACAAUGGUGUUGCCUUUGUUUUUAGGCAGAUGCUGUACAGAAACAACAACAUUGUGUUGUUAUCUUGUGUAAAAUAAAAUACUCACUCGGUACACCCA